This is a messenger RNA of Anopheles darlingi, 3411 nucleotides long. RefSeq names its product RNA exonuclease 1 homolog. The transcript has 8 exons. Bases 133 to 3132 code for a protein of 999 amino acids. Gene Ontology annotation, molecular function: nucleic acid binding; exonuclease activity. Lineage: Eukaryota; Metazoa; Arthropoda; Insecta; Diptera; Culicidae. The record is from RefSeq and is a predicted model, not a curated record. Gene Ontology annotation, cellular component: nucleus.
GCGAAGAGAAGAAGGAUAAUUAAGGAGCGUGGGUCUAUUUUGCUCCAUUUAAAUGCGCCGGAAUAGGUGAAAUCCUUAAAUUGACGGUGGCCGUGACAACCGGCGCUACACCGUGUGCUCCAGUAACGCAGGAUGCUGCCCGCGACGGGACUGUUCCGGACCAUCAACUGCCCCUUCUACGAGAAAGAUCUCUGCACCAGGCCCUACUGUCACUUCAAGCACGCCAAAGCGGAAACACCUGUCGCCACCUACAGCGCUACACCGAAGUCGCUCCUCAAUCAAUCGCGGUCCAGUGCAGACCAUGGCGACGACAAUGAUGCUACGGUACGGAAGAAGGCCAAGCUCGAGUACAUUCCCAUGCCUACGAUUGCGCCGAAAUAUGUACCGUCGGCGUUGGCCAAGCAACCACAAACCGCGAGCAAUGGAGGGAAAAGCGAUGAAGCCGAAGCGAACAAGCAAUCAGCCACCGUCCCGUCGAAAGAGGUGAAAGAAACUGACGGUCUCGUAGAUGUACCCACUCCGGUUGAAGAAAAGCCGCCUUCACAACCGCCGCAAGAUGAGAUUACGGAUCAUGACCGUAAUGGGACGAAUGGUGUGGAAUCUAAUAAAUUGGAUUCGGUGAAGGACGAAAAACCUCCAACGGAAGAGAGCAAACCGCAUCGUUCGUCAAAGUCUUCUGCCAAAGACGAGGGCGAACGGAAGAAAGACUCUAGCCAUCGACACAGUUCGAGCACACGCAAAUCAUCAUCUUCAUCUUCCCAUCAUAAAUCAUCUGAAUCGUCUAGCAAAGAGUAUUCUAACAAAGAGCGUUCUACCGCAAGCAAUAGCAGUAGCAGUAGCAAAAGCAGAAGCAGCAGUAGUAGCAGCAAAAGUUCACAUCGUGAUAAGGAUAAGGAAAGCUCGAGGAGCCAUUCUUCGAAGCACUCCUCGGAUAAGGAGAAAGAUCGUCAUCAUGGGUCUUCAGACAAAGAGCGUUCCCAUAGUAGAAGCUCCUCAUCCAAGAGCUCCAAUCACAGUAGCAGUAACCAUAAAAGUAGUAGCAAAAGUAAAGAACAUCAUAAAACAUCCUCAUCGUCGUCGUCAUCAUCGUCCUCGAAAAGGAAACCUUCAUCCGCUCCCGAGACUCCUGCAGCAGCAGAGGAAACGAAAACGGUACACCCGUCGGAAGAUGAGAUCUACCAAGAGCUGGUCAACAAUCCACCGAGUGACAUUGAUAUGGACAGUGACGAUGAUGAUGUGAUGCAGCAGUGUAAAAUGAUUUUUGAAGAAUAUCAACCCGACACACAACCGAACGACGCAAAGGAUGCGGGCAAAAAUGGGCAUCUGGAUUUGGUCGACAUGUUUGCCGAAAACCCUAGCUACGAUGACAAUCGAAAGAAGCGUGUGGCAUACGAGAAGAGUGCCACCACAUCCAAACUGUUGCCAGCGGUUGAGAAAAAAACCAAUCAUAUUCAGAACGCCAUCAAGUCCGUCUACUUGCGACAGGAAAUCGUACGGAAGCAACAGGAAGAGUUGGCGGCUAGAAAGCGAGCUGAAGAAGAAAUGAAGCAACAGAUUGCGGAGGAAACACGCAAAGCAAUGGCAAAAUUGGCCACACCACCGGCCCCGGUGAACGGUAAGCAACUGUCGCCAAUCAGCUCGAGUACUUUCUACAACAAAUCGCCCGAUGCCAGCAUCAGCACUCCUAAAAGUCGAUUCACCCCUGCAGUCAAUGUGCUCGCCUUUCAGAAGGCGAAGGAGAAAAUAGAGGAAUUGCGAAGAAGUCAAUCUGCUGCACGUACUCCAGCCCAGACCGCUUCGAAGGUGGGAACACGGGUAGCGCAUGCAGGAGCGGUCGUCGUAUCCACAAGUGCAAGUCCGGCUGCACAAGCUCCACCAAUCUUAGAACCAACGUCCAGCAAAAUCUCCUAUAACGUCCGUAUGCAGUAUUAUGGGCUGAUGGUAAAGCACUGUUUGAAUAUCUAUCCCAACUGUGAUGACGCCUGGGAUCGAGCGCAAACAGAAGAGCUGGCGGUGAUGAAAAAGUGUAGCACGGCCAUGAUCUACAAGAGCAGUGCUCUGUUGACGAUCAACAAGCUACGCAAGGAAGCGGUAGAGACGGGCAGUGCGUCAGCAGAGAAGAACAAAACCGUAUCUCAUGAUGUUAUACUGGCGGGCAAAAUGGUGAACAAUAUCUCCUGGAGUGUAAACAAGAAGUUGAAAACGGAAGUCAAAACUUCUGCGUACACCAUUGAUAAUGCACCAGGGACGGUCGCGUACAAGAUGAUUUACGAAUGCAUCCUUACCGAGGAACAACUCCGUUCGAACGGAUUCCCGCGGCCCACCGAGGUAGCGGGGAAGGCGAAGAUGUACACUGCCAAACCAUCGCGACCCCCCAACGAAACCGAACGGUACUGUUCCCGGUGCUCGAAGGUAUUCAAUGUAGAGCUGUACGACGAGCCACAGGUGGAUGCCUGUAACUAUCAUCCAAAGAGUACUUGCUACCGUCGUGGUUUCGCCGACAAUUUGCACAACUGUUGCCAACAACCGUCCGGGACGCCGGGCUGCAUGUACGCAAACUAUCACGUCUCCAGUUACAUGGACUACGACAACUUGACUGGGUUCGUGAAGACAAUCGACCCUCCGGAGGACUAUGAACCGUCGAAGCGCGAUGUAUUCGCACUCGACUGCGAGAUGUGCUACACGACUGGCGGACUCGAGCUAACCCGUGUCACGGUCGUCGAUAUCAAUGAGAAGACUGUCUACGAUACACUCGUGAAACCGUUGAACCGAAUUGUGGACUACAACACACGAUUCUCAGGCAUCACGGAAGAGAUGCUGCAGAAGACAUCGACUACGUUGUGCAACGUACAGGCCGUGUUAUUGUCAAUGUUCAAUUCCGAAACGAUUCUGAUCGGACACAGCUUGGAGAGCGAUUUUAAAGCUCUGAAACUGAUACACGAUGUCGUCGUCGAUACGUCCGUGCUGUACCCGCACAAGAUGGGACCACCGAAGAAGCGCGCGCUCAAGACGCUCUGCAUCGAGAACCUGAAGAAAAUUAUUCAAGAAAAUGAUGCUGGCCACGACAGUGCGGAAGACUCGGUCGUCUGCAUACAGCUGAUCAAACACUACUUACGGAAUCGUAUCUUGUAGUUAGCGUAGUCCAAAUUUAAGAAACAAAUCCUUCAAAGCCUGUUAAUCAAAUGCCAGUAUCACCCCAUCACCGGACAAUAUCUGGACCUCACGCUCAUGUCACCUCACGGUUAUUUAUUAAAACAAACUCUGUUAUACAUUAUGCUUAACGACAGCGAAACACUCAUAAAUGGACAUCCCACUGAAUGCCUUAUUUAAAGCGCGCUCAUCCAUGGGGCUUUCGGAUCCAUUGGCAACCCAGCGCUAUCCCACUCAUCAGGAUGAUACAAUAAAGAUCAA